Messenger RNA from Kockovaella imperatae, 1153 nucleotides. Its product is annotated as putative oxidoreductase. The coding region runs from base 238 to 1062 and encodes 274 amino acids. The transcript is spliced from 9 exons. NCBI's taxonomy places the organism in Eukaryota, Fungi, Basidiomycota, Tremellomycetes, Tremellales, Cuniculitremaceae. The record is from RefSeq and is a predicted model, not a curated record.
GAGACAAGGAAAAGUCUACCACCGUGAGUCAGACCGAUCGACUUGAGGAGAGGGGAGGGGAGGGGAGGGGGCAGCCGGGGGAGGUGGCGUAUGCGUUUGGCUCAUCGAUCUGCUAUUCUUCGGACAAAGCGUUGCUGACACCGUUCAUAGACCCAAUCUACUCCGGGUAAAUUCCCCGGUCCCAAUGAGUUCCCCGUGGAAUCUCAAGUCGAUCGCGCGGUCGGUGUACAGGAUGACAUGGAGAAGAAGCCAGAGGGAGCUACGGUUCAAGAGGGUCAAGAUAGCUUUGAUCACUACAAACCUGCUGGAAAGAUGAGAGGCAUGAAAACGAUCGUCACGGGUGGUGAUUCCGGUAUCGGUCGUGCUGCCGCUGUCAUGUACGCCAUGGAGGGUGCCGAUGUCGCCAUCGUCUACCUUCCCGAGGAACAGGUCGACGCGGAAAAGACCAAGCAACUCAUUGUCCAGACUGGUCAGCAGUGUCUCUUGAUCCCUCAGGACAUUCGAGAUGAGCAGGGAUGUAACCGAAUCAUCGAGACUGUCGUCCAGGCUUGGGGACGGAUCGACGUACUGGUCAACAACGCCAGUGUGAUGUACUCGAUUCCUGACAUUACCGAUAUCACGACUGCCCAAUUCGACAGAACCAUCAAGACAAACAUCUAUGGCACAUUCUUCCUCACCCGAGCCGCCGUCCCUCACAUUCCCAAAGGAGGCAGUAUCAUUGUCACGGCCUCUCAAGUCGCGUACGCUGGCCCUCCUAUGCUCGUCGACUACAGUAUGACCAAAGGAGCUCAAGUCGCCAUGGUCCGAUGUCUAUCCAACCAGCUUCUCUCCAAGGGUAUCCGAGUCAACGCUGUCUGCCCUGGACCCGUUUGGACGCCUUUGCAGCCCGCUGCAAUGGACAAGGAUCAGAUGAAGGAGUGGCACAACUCGCCGGCGCCGAUCGGUCGAAUUGGUCAACCUUCUGAGCUUGGCCCUGCGUAUGUGUUCCUCGCUAGUCAGGAUGGAAGUUUCAUUUCGGGUCAAUCGAUCCACGUCAACGGAGGUGCUAUUGUCAAUGGAUAGGUGUCGGGUCGUCACAGAUGAGAUGUGUAGCUAUAUGCGUAUGCAAUGCCGAGACUGUAGUCCAUGCAAAAGGAGACCUAACCUCCCCAAC